UCACCCCACUCCCCCCAGUGAGAGAGAGGCGCUGAUUUGUCUUUCGCAUAUUUUUCUCCAGAAGUUUUGUGAAGUGAUCGAGACACACUGCGACGACAAUUUACGAAAAAGUGACAUUCCGAAGACGGACUUUACCGCGUCUUGAACUCAAAUACCGGACGUUUAAUAAGGGGGGCGGAUUUGUAAACCGAGCCCCUCAUCCUGGACGGGCUAAAAACUUUAAACCGAGCGAAAUGAACCGGAGCUUUAAUAAUAAAUCGCAAUCUUUGCGUACCUUGAACAUGAAUGCCGUGGAAGUGAAAAGCAAGUAUGGGGCAGAGUUCCGGAGGUUUUCCGUGGAUCGGCUAAAACCCGGCAAGUUUGAGGAAUUCUACAGUCUUAUUAUGACCAUCCACCGGAUCGCAAACAUGGAGGUGAUGAUCGGAUACGCUGAUGUCCACGGAGACCUGCUUCCCAUCAACAACGACGAGAACUUUGGCAAGGCUGUCUCCACCGCACACCCCCUGCUGCGAAUCUUCAUACAGAGACAAGAAGAGGUUGACUACAGCAGCUUUGGCACCAGCACUCUGACACGGAAAAAGAAGGCCGUGGUCACUCUUCGCAAUGACCUGAACCGCAAGCGGCCCCACAUCCGCAUUGGCAUGCCUCAGGACUUCCGCCCUGUGUCGUCCAUCAUUGACGUGGACAUCCUUCCUGAGUCCCAUCGGAGAGUCCGACUCUAUCGACACGGCUCAGACAAGCCUCUGGGCUUCUACAUCCGUGAUGGCACUAGUGUCCGUGUUACACCCCACGGCUUGGAAAAAGUCCCGGGUAUCUUCAUAUCCCGACUUGUACCCGGAGGCCUGGCGGAGAGCACGGGCCUGCUGGCUGUCAAUGAUGAGGUCCUGGAGGUCAACGGCAUCGAGGUAACCGGGAAAACGCUGGACCAGGUCACUGACAUGAUGAUCGCAAACAGCCAUAACCUGAUUGCGACAGUGAAGCCGGUGAACCAGCGCAACAACGUUGUAAGGAGCAGCCGCAGCUCGGGUCAGUCAUCCGACAGCAGCGGUUCAGUGGGCUUCCCUGCCAUGACCUUACCCACUGGUGCCACCGCCAUCAGCCACGGUUACAGCCCAGAAGAUCUUGAGAGCGACGAGGAGUCCGACAUCGUUAUCGAGAGCAACAUCAAGCGGCCAUCCCGACGCUCUAACGCCUCAGUAGCGUCGACAACAUCCCGGACACACACGCAAACCGCCACGGUGACCCCGCCCAGUCCCCCUACACGGCCCCAAACGAGACCCCCGUCCACUGUGUCCACAGCCUCUUUCCACUCCCAGCCGAGCUUUAAUGGCACAGUGCACAGUAGUUUGAGUUAUAAGCUGAACAAAGACCUUAACCUCCAGCACCACCCCUACCACAUCAGCAACCCCACCAUGCGAGAUAGCAAUGGCAGCCUGCACAAAAUCCUCAGCAGCCUGAGAACAGACCCCCGUCACAGCUUGGCGUUACCCAAGGGAGGGGUGGAGGAGGACGGCACGGUCAUCACUUUAUAGGACACACAUUCACAUAUAUGUACAGGCUAUAAAAUCUGGCAUCCCAGAGACUUUGCUUUUCAGCCUGGCACAUCAGACUCGACUUUGAACCUCACCGAAUGGGUUUUGUAAAAGGAAUAAUUUAACAGAAACGUUAUCUGGAAAUUUUACUCUUUUUAAGUGUUCACUAUCCAUGUGUUACGAUGUCUUUUCUGUCGAAAUGCAUUAGAAUUAGUGGUGUGCAUCUCUUCAUUUCAAACCACUGAUUUUAAUGUGUCUCUUGAGGUUAAUUUUAAUCAUGUUUUCUAAAUGGGACCAGAAAAUUUGUUUAGUCCUGUGUGUGACGCUUCAUUGUGUUUACAGUUCACACCCGGGUGUAAAGGACAAACUCAUUACAUUUUACAAAUUGACACUUAAUCAUGCACACAAACUUUUUGUUUGUCCUGCCCGAGAUAUGUCAAUAGCCAAAAAGUACAAGUUGUUGUUAUUAUGAAUUCCCAAAUAUUAAUUUGUCUGUUGUAUGUUUUCAGUGCUUUAAUACAGUAAACAACUGUUUGGCAUAUUUUCUCAAUCGACAGUUCACCGUGUCUACAAAAUAAACUGAUAUCAGCAUUGAAAUAAUAUUGCAAUUCCACAAAUUAUGGAUUUUCAUCAUCUGCUGUAAUCAAAUGUAAACUAAUGUUGACCUGGUAGGUUUGAGUUUGUUUAUUUGACUGCAGUAGAGCGUAAUGAGUCACCACAUAUAGGCAUUUCACACUUUGAUGUCUUCAUAAAAGCCUCUGGGAUCCAGUGGAAUGCGACUGCCGGUUCUCUGUGUUUUAGUCCGUACACAUAUUUUCUGUCACCUCAUUGUUAAUGGACCCUCACCUCUGACCUCCACUUUUGUCCACACAGCUGAGCCCAGACUGUUGUCUCAUAAGUAAGAUGUUGGUGGCUCUCUGAUAAUGCAGUCACUGACCAUACAUAAACCCAGGCAAACCUACCAAAGGUAUUAAAUAUGCAGUUAAUUUGAGUCUUAAAUCCUGCUGUUUGCAUAGGGAGCAAUUUAUUUUUAUAUCACACCAGUUUACACCUAUCAAUGUUGUUUAUAGACGUACUCCUUAUUUGGUUUUCUCACUUGUCUUACUGAAAUCAGUGGAGUUUAAAACCACUGUGGAUAUGCUUUUAUUUUGCUUUAACGUUGACUACAAUGUUUUUUGUUUAUUGAACAAAGACAUUUAUUUCUAGCAUUUUUGUGCCUUAUUGCUCAUUCUUCAGGCAUUGUUAAACUCAAACACGCGGUUUUUGGAUCUGACCACUGGAAAUAUAAUAUUAUGACGUUUAAGUACAAUAAGGGCAUGGAGGAACACGCGCGCGUUUGACUUGAAAUAGAGUUUGUCGCCAUCUGCUGGACUUUCUCUCAACUGAGUCUCUCCCAUUCUUUUUAUAUGUUGUGCAUUAAAUAUUUGAUUUAUUUGUUUUUUGUAUGUCUGUUUUAAAAUCGCGUACAUUUUAUAUAAAUUCUAACCAAAACCAUAUUACUGAAGUAAUAGGUACGUCAGUCGGGAUAGAGCAUCAAGGACAGUUUCAGGGUCACAUUAGUGUUUUGACAGUUCAAUUCAUGUCAAAUGUAUGCAUGUGAUUGGAUUUUUAAUUCGGAAAGUUCUAAAUCUGUCAUGUUCAGUGUCUGAACAUCCUCACGAGGGAGUUCGUGAGGUUUUAAGCCAUUUUAAUACUAAAAGACAUGAAGCAUGUGAAUAUUGUCUAUAUGUUUUUUACACUGAUGUCGAACUUUUUAUGAAAAAAAUAAUAAAAUUCAGAGACA
This is a messenger RNA of Triplophysa rosa, 3315 nucleotides long. RefSeq names its product par-6 family cell polarity regulator gamma b (gene pard6gb). The transcript has 3 exons. Gene Ontology annotation, biological process: establishment or maintenance of cell polarity; regulation of cellular localization; centrosome cycle. The coding region runs from base 234 to 1532 and encodes 432 amino acids. Gene Ontology annotation, cellular component: cell cortex; nucleus; apical plasma membrane. The record is from RefSeq and is a predicted model, not a curated record. Gene Ontology annotation, molecular function: protein kinase C binding. Lineage: Eukaryota; Metazoa; Chordata; Actinopteri; Cypriniformes; Nemacheilidae.